AUGUUGGAUACCAUCGUCCCUUCCCUGCAGGACCUAGGCAGGCACGUACUGCACACGCUGCCCUCGCUGAGCAAGGAGGAAGUCUCUACUAUCUGGGGGCAUGUGUCAGAAUUCGUGGAACGGCAGCUAUCCCUACACAAGGGAGCUCAGAUUCCAGGACUUGGAACUUUCACUUUCACGAGACAAAAACUUGAGGUGGGAAACAACAAGUUUAUUCUAAUUCAGAGGCCCAUGUUUAUCAUGGCGGAGAAGUUAGUACAGAUCCAUGGACUCAAACAAAACAAAGUAUAUACUCCUGGUGAUAUCCCAGUUGUUCCACUUAAUUUUGUCAUGAUAUCUCUAGAGGGUCCAUUUAACAGAGAUACGGUGGAAAGAUGUGUGAAGGAGACGUUGCUUUUUUUAUCACGAUCCAUUUCCACCAAACAAAACGUGGAGUUUACAUUCAAAGGAAUUGGGGUCCUUGUGAUCAAAGAUGGCAAAGUGAAGAUGAGAUUUUAUAAGGACUUCCUUUGUACAAUGGAUGGAAGUGGGGCUUUGGCGAGAGCCCUAGCAAAUAGGCCUGACACUGUGGACUCAGUGUUGUCUAGCAGAGAAUCCUUGGGGAAGCGGCCCAACAGCAUGCUUUCAUUUCCAAGGAUUGAGCUCAAGGAGAUGGAGAACAAACUGCCUAUGGAGACCACUGUAGAAGAAGGUGGACAGAAUGGACAAAGGAAGAGCAAGUUAAAAGACCAGUCAGACAAAGAAGAAGGUGUCCGAGAGAUCUUAUCACCCAAGGUAAUUCAAGAUAGACAAGCUAUCUCCCCCACCAAAGCGACAAAUGUCAGUUUCCCGCAGAAAUUGGAGCAGAAUGGGAGUGGUGGGAAGAAUACAAACAUUGAAAGGUUACCAUCUCUGGGUGGUCUGAAAAAUGACAAUGAAAUGAAGCCUAAAAUUUCUCCAGCCACUUCUUGCCAGGAUCAUAAUAGGGCAGGACAGGAAAUGUGUUAUGUAUGCUUGCAACGAGCACAGCGGAAUUCCCCGUUGUACUACAGUGAGGAGAGGAAGAGGAGAGAGGUGGAAGAUGAACGACUCCUACAGCAGUAUCAGAUGCUGAAAGAUCAAGAGGCUCUCUUCAAAGAGCAGAUGCGAAGUCUGGCUAGUAGAGAACAGAAUCAAAAAAAUGCUGCCUAUAAUCUUGGAGUUGCUGAAGCCAUAAGAAUCCACAAGAAUGAGAAACCUGAAUUUUAUAAAUCCUUCUUGUUUGAUAAACGGCCACUCAGUCCUGAGAUUAAUGCUUUUAAGCAAGAGGAAUACUCCCAAAGUCUCCUGAAACAAAUGGGUCACAGACGGGAAAAGGACAUAAAGCAAAGACAAAACAGAGAGUUGAUGGACCGCCUGGAACAAGUGCAGCUGACAGAGGAACUUGCUGCGCAAAGAGCCAAAUAUAUAAAAGAUAAGAUGGAAGAAACACAGUGUUACAAGAGAGCUUUGGAUGCACAGAUAAAGAACAAACGCCCCCAGCUGCCCAUGUUUGAGCCAGACUCUUCUGAGCCCAUCUUUGGUAAGGAAGAGGGUGAGCCGAUGGUGGAAAAGCGAAAGAGAGAACAGAAUUACAUGAGGCACCAGCUGGAGGCAGCCGCUAACCACAUGAGGACAGCCAUCUUGCACCAGCUGGUGGACCAAAAGUGGGAUCUGCUGAUGCUUCAGAGGACACACAAAGAGCACUUGGCAGACAGAAAUGCUGAGCUUGAGCGAGUGAGCAGAAUCUACCAAAACUUACAGGAUGACUGGGAAAGGAGUGCUGUCAUGAAGAAGCAGCGGGACCUGGAGGAGAAGGCUUUCGAGCGGGCCUCCAGCAAGCUCUUCCUCCUGGACCAGUGUGAGAAGUAUCGGCGCUGCAAGCAGUGCCAGAGGCGACCCUCCAACGUGGGCAAGAGCAACCUGUGGCCCCUGAACAAGUACAUGCACGGCUCGCAGCUGUUUGUAUAAAACCCAACGUCUGGGCCUGCCUUUCCUAGAGAAAGUUUUUCUUUUUUAAA
Messenger RNA from Balaenoptera ricei (Rice's whale), 2018 nucleotides. It is a transcript of the gene CCDC81, whose product is annotated as coiled-coil domain containing 81. The transcript is spliced from 15 exons. Bases 1 to 1968 code for a protein of 655 amino acids. Gene Ontology annotation, cellular component: centrosome. The record is from RefSeq and is a predicted model, not a curated record. NCBI's taxonomy places the organism in Eukaryota, Metazoa, Chordata, Mammalia, Artiodactyla, Balaenopteridae.